Molecule: messenger RNA, 1596 nt
Organism: Rhizophagus irregularis DAOM 181602=DAOM 197198
Lineage: Eukaryota; Fungi; Glomeromycota; Glomeromycetes; Glomerales; Glomeraceae
Biological process (GO): ergosterol biosynthetic process; isopentenyl diphosphate biosynthetic process, mevalonate pathway
Cellular component (GO): peroxisome
Molecular function (GO): phosphomevalonate kinase activity; ATP binding
Source: RefSeq, a predicted model, not a curated record
AGAAAAUAAAAUGUCAAAUUUAACUAUAGUUUCAGCACCCGGUAAAGUGCUUUUAACAGGAGGUUAUCUCAUAUUAGAUAGAAAGUAUAAUGGAAUAGUUGUUGGAACAAGUGCGAGAUUUUAUACCGUUAUUUUUUCAGGGAACAAUGGAAAAAUUUCUGUUCAUUCACCACAAUUUAUUGAUGGAGAAUGGGAAUAUCGACCAAGUUUGAAGAGUUUUUACAAUGAUGAGGGUUUUUUUUCUUGUGAACUUGAAUCCACUAAUCCGGAAAGACAUAAUUCAUUUGUUGAAAUUGCUAUUAAAUAUUCUUUAUUGAUUAUUUCACGAAGAAAAAACGAACAACAAUUUAAAGAAAUAGUUACUAAAGGAUUAGAAAUAUAUAUAGUUGGUGAUAACGAUUUUUAUUCGCAACGCGAACAGUUAAGAAAAUUAAAUUUACCACUUACAUUAUCGUCACUAAAAUCUUUAGAACCAUUUUGUAAAGUACAUUGUACAUUAAAAAAAGUUAAUAAAACUGGAUUGGGAUCAUCAGCAGCAUUAAUUACAUCACUUGUAUCAGCACUCUUUGUUCAUUUUGAAAUAGUUUCAAAUAAAAUAAACGAAAUAACAAAUAAUGAUCGAAAAUUAAUUCAUAAUAUAGCACAAUUUUGUCAUUGUUUAGCACAAGGAAAAGUUGGUAGUGGAUUUGAUGUUUCAGCUGCUGUUUGGGGAAGUCAUAUUUAUAAAAGAUUCUCUCCAAACAUUUUGGAAAAUGUUAUGGAUCAAAACGUUGAUAUAUCAAUUCUUAAUAAUAUUGUUGAUCCAGCUUCAAGUAAAUGGGAUAAUCAGGUAACAAGUUUUUCGCUUCCGCAUGGAUUUAAGUUAAUAUUAGCGGAUAUAGAUGCAGGUUCACAUACUCCAAGUAUGGUUGGAAAAGUAUUGAAGUGGCGUAAAGAGAAUUCUGACCAAGCAAAUACAUUAUGGGAUACACUUACAUCUCAUAAUACAACUGUAUCAAAUAAUUUAAGAGAAUUAACUAAGAAUCAUGAACAAGAUGAAGAAUUAUAUCUUAAUGCUAUUAAGAUUUGUGAAAGUGUGAAAGCUUCUGAGUGGGCUUUACUUGCGGAACAAAAUCCAAACAAUAAUAAUGUUACUCUUUUUUCUUCUACUUUUAAUACUUUUCAAAAAAUUCGAGAAUUAUUACGUGAAAUGUCCGAAUUAUCUCGAGUACCAAUUGAACCCCCUAAACAAACAAAAUUACUUGAUGCUUGUAAUGAAAUACCUGGUAUAAUCAUGGCGGGUGUUCCUGGAGCUGGAGGAUAUGAUGCAAUAUUUUGUAUUGGUCUGGGUAAUACAUUCAGUUCACAAAUAGAGAAACUUUGGAAUUCAUGGGAGGAAAUGAGCGUUGGACCUUUACUCUCUAGAGAAUCUUCAAAAGGAUACAUGAUCGAGCAAAUUAAUAAUAUUCCUGGAUUAUCGGAAUGCCUAAAUCUUUGAUUUUAUUAUAUAUCAUGAGAUUCGCAAAAUAUGAGAGAUUUAAACUGACGAACAAAUUAAAUAAAUUUGGUCAAAAUUUUCUCUUAAUUCACAUGAUAAUUUGCCCCGGUUUAUAAUUA